AUGGCUCUGGACUUUAGUUACAUCCCCAUAAUUGAUAUUAGUCCUCUUUUAGCCAAAUCAGAUGACCCAAAAAUGGGUCAAGACCCUGGAGUACUUGAUGUUGUUGCACAAUUGGAUAAAGCUUGUACUCAGGCUGGCUUCUUUUAUGUGAAAGGCCAUGGUAUUCCUGAUACACUUCUCAAAGGGGUUAGAGAUAUAACGCAUACAUUCUUCCAACUUCCUGAUGAAGAAAAGGCAAAAAUCAAAAUGACCCCGUCGAAUGGGUUCAGAGGAUACCAGAAGAUUGGAGAAAAUAUAACUGAAGGUACCCCUGAUAUGCAUGAAGCGAUUGAUUGCUAUAGGGAAGUGACUAAAGGCAUGUAUGGAGAUCUUGGCAAAGUUAUAGAAGGAUACAACAAAUGGCCAAAAAAUCCUCCAAAGUUCGAAGUUCUUAUGGAGGAAUAUAUUAGUCUCUGCACAGAUCUUGCGAGGAAAAUUAUGCGCGGAAUUGCUUUAGCGUUAGGUGGAUCACCGUAUGAAUUUGAAGGUGAUAGAGCUGGUGAUUCAUUUUGGUUGAUGCGGAUAAUUGGUUACCCAGGUGCAUCCACUGUAAAUGACAUUGGAUGUGGAGCUCACACAGAUUAUGGUUUAUUGACAUUGUUGAACCAAGAUGACGAUAUUAAUGCACUUCAGGUAAAAAACCUAUCUGGCGAAUGGAUAUCCGCACCUCCAGUUCCAGGGUCAUUUGUGUGCAACAUUGGUGACAUGCUCAAGAUAUACUCCAACGGUUUGUACGAGUCAACAUUGCAUAGAGUGAUAAAUAACUCCCCAAAAUAUAGAGUCAGCAUAGUAUAUUUUUACGAGACGAACUUUGAUACUACGGUAGAGCCACUAGAUACAUAUAAAACAAGGACAAAUGGCAACAAGAGGUUUGAAAGAGCGAUCUAUGGAGAGCAUCUAGUCAGGAAAAUCCUCACAAACUUUGUGGAGGAAUGA
This is a messenger RNA of Lathyrus sativus (Indian pea), 975 nucleotides long. Lineage: Eukaryota; Viridiplantae; Streptophyta; Magnoliopsida; Fabales; Fabaceae. The record is from the annotation of a GenBank genome assembly.